AUGUUGAGUGCAGCAAAGGAUAUAUUGGAAACGGAUAACGGUGCCCAAAAAUACAACGGAACACACACCUGCCGUGAACGAAUUGUUGACCGGCAAUGUCAACGCAUGUCUACCGGUGCAGUUUUAUUGGCCGAUAUUAUUCCUGCCCUCGUUGUCAAAGUUACUGCUCCACUGUAUAUCCGCAUGGUUCCUUUUGGAUUUCGACAUCUUCUUGUUGUCAUGGCUCAGAUGUUGAGUUUUAUCCUAGUCGCUGCAAGCAGCAACGUUUCUGUGGCUCUUUUUGGUGUUGUUGUCGCCAGUUGGGGAUCCGGUCUUGGAGAGAUCUCUUACCUGGCUCUGGCUUCAUAUUUUGACUCACAAGUUGUUUCUAUGUGGUCAUCGGGUACUGGUGGUGCGGGAAUCGUUGGUGCCAUGACUUAUGCUGUUCUUACUGACCCAUUAAUGCUACACUUAUCACCUCAUACAGCAUUGUACAGCAUGCUUAUAAUACCUUUAAUUUUCGCAUACACCUUCUGGUUCGUACUAGAUCUACCUCAGACAGUGCACAGGGUCAAAGUGUGCGAUCCAAAGACCUAUGUCGUACGAUAUAGAAAUGUAGUUGUCGUGAAAAGCCAAGUUUCAGAUCGCGUCGCUCAGUCUCGGCGAAGAUCCGCGUCAUCGGAAUCCGAAAUAGAAAGACCUCUUCUAGAUGUUGAGGACGAAAGAGAAACAAGAGGCCUGACACCAGAGCCACCUCAACGUGCUGGCUUUUAUCACGAGUUCAGAUAUAUCAAGCCUCUAUUCAAAUACAUGAUACCGCUGAUAAUAGUUUACUUUGCGGAGUAUUUCAUCAAUCAAGGAUUGUUAGAGUUGCUAGAAUUCGACUGCUCUCAUGGGUUCAGCCUCAGUCCACAAAGUCAGUAUCGCUGGUAUCAAGUGCUAUAUCAAGUGGGUGUGUUUAUUUCCCGAUCAUCUUCGGAUUUGAUCGCAUUACCAGGAGAGGUGUUACCUGUGCUGGCCAUGCUUCAGGUUCUUAACGCAACUAUUCUGUAUUGUGAAGCAGUUAGUCGUUUUGUAUCACAUAUUUUCAUACUGUUCUGUUUAAUAGUCUAUGAAGGACUCUUGGGAGGAGCUUCUUAUGUAAAUACGUUUAGAGUUAUUCAUGAAGAGAUUCCAGCUGAUCGGAGGGAGUUUAGUAUGGGAUUCGUUUCCAUAUCCGACACAUUUGGAAUAUUAUUAGCCGGGUUUACUGCUAUACCAGUUCAUAAUAUUGUAUGCGAUAGUCCUUUGUGA
Haemonchus placei is the source of this 1272-nucleotide messenger RNA. The record is from the annotation of a GenBank genome assembly. NCBI's taxonomy places the organism in Eukaryota, Metazoa, Nematoda, Chromadorea, Rhabditida, Trichostrongylidae.